CAUUUUUUAUUCUUACCUUAAUCGGACCCGCCCAGAACACCUGGUACCGAGUCCCACAGGUAGGGAGGGUCCUGUUUUUAUAACUAUGGAUAGAACCUUCUUAAGGCUAAUCAAUGAUAUAAUUUUGGAAACUGACAAGACAAUUGAAGUUAGAGGCUGUUCCCUUUGACUUGUGCCAUUUCUUCUCUCAAUAAACUUCUAUUGAUGCCCCGCUCCACGUUCCAUUCUUCAGUAUCCUUUGUAGUUUGAACCUUCCUCACACUCCCACUUCAGAAACCAAUCAAAGAGAGAGAGAGAGAGAGAUGGGUAGAGCUCCUUGUUGUGACAAGGCAAAUGUAAAGAAAGGACCAUGGUCACCAGAAGAAGAUGAAACGCUAAAGGAUUACAUAGAGCAACAUGGCACUGGAGGGAAUUGGAUUGCGCUUCCUCAAAAAGUUGGUUUAAAAAGAUGUGGUAAGAGCUGUAGACUAAGGUGGCUUAAUUAUCUUAGACCCAACAUCAAGCAUGGUCAAUUCUCUGAUGCAGAAGAUAAAAUAAUCUGCAGCCUCUUCGCUAGCAUUGGAAGCAGGUGGUCCAUAAUAGCAUCUCAGUUGCCAGGGAGGACUGACAAUGAUAUAAAAAACUACUGGAACACCAAGCUCAAGAAGAAAAUGAUGGCCAUGAAUCCUUCAGUACUCCAAAGGAAGCCUCAACAAAUUACCCUUUUAUCCAUCCUUCAAAGUUCAGCAUCAUCAUUCAGAGACAGCAACAACAUCUCAUACUACCACCCUCACGGUUCCUUUUCCUACUCAUCAUCAAGUCUUGUGAGUGGUAACAACUCUUCUGCUAAUGCUGAUUCCUUGUUUCAAGCACAAGAGAGUUUCAUGGACCCCAAGUGCCAAUUCAAAGAUAGCAGCAUCUUUGUGUCUGGAGGUGAAGCCACAGCCACGGCCACGGCCACUAGUUGCAGCUCUUCUGAUGGGAGCUGCAACAACCAGAUAAGCCAUGUCAUGGAGCCUGCUGAGUUUGGUGAUGCAAGUUUUGUUGGUGGGGCCAAUAAUCACAUCUACAGUGGGGAGGAAGAUGAUAAUAAUACUCAGAAGUUGAUGAUGUUCUCCAAUGCUGGUGGUAGUGUUAGUGGGUGGACAGGCAAACAAAAUGGAUUAUUGUGGGAACAAAAUCCAUUGGAUUAUGGUCUUGAGGAAAUUAAACAGCUCAUUAGCACUAAUAACAGUUGCAACAACUUUUUGUUUGAUGACAAGAAGACACAAGAAAGAGUCACGUACUACUGAUCGAUGAUGAUUUCUUCAGACUUAUGACUUGUUGGACUCAAUUUGUUUGUGCUUUUGUGGGAUGGGUUUUUAGUUUUAGUUUUUACUUUUUAGUAUUGAAUAGAAUUGAACCACUUUCUUUGUUUGAAAGUACAUUUAAAGUUUUCUUUUUGCAGUUACUUUGCCGAGGUAACCCUACCCAUUCACAUUCAAACCAUACACAUCCCCUAAGGAAGAUAAAGAAAAGGAGGAACGAGGAACCUUUGAUAUGCUUAACAAGAGUUCCCUAUUUGUAAUUCUUUUAUCUUCCAAACAUCAUCAUAAAGAAGCUUGCAGCAGCAGUCCACUAAUAUUUUUCGUGUAUCUCAUGCAUUAUCUAAUAUUAUUAUAUAUAUUUCACUUU
Messenger RNA from Glycine soja, 1653 nucleotides. RefSeq names its product transcription factor RAX2-like. The transcript is spliced from 3 exons. Lineage: Eukaryota; Viridiplantae; Streptophyta; Magnoliopsida; Fabales; Fabaceae. The coding region runs from base 303 to 1271 and encodes 322 amino acids. The record is from RefSeq and is a predicted model, not a curated record.